AGCCAGUUGGCAGAGAAGGUGAAGAAAGACAACAUGGCCCCCAAAGUGGCAAGACGCAAGAAAGAAGGAGGUGGCUCAAAUGUAUUCUCCAUGUUUGAGCAAAGUCAGAUUCAGGAAUUUAAAGAGGCCUUCACAAUCAUGGAUCAAAACCGAGAUGGGUUCAUUGACAAGGCUGACCUGAGAGACACUUUUGCUGCACUAGGUCGCAUGAACGUCAAGCCUGAAGAGUUAGAAGCGAUGAUCAAGGAGGCUCCGGGUGCCAUCAACUUCACUGUCUUCCUUACAAUGUUUGGUGAGAAGCUGAAAGGCACAGACCCUGAAGAGAUAAUUCUGAAUGCUUUCCGGGUUUUCGACCAGGAAGGAAAAGGUUUCAUAAAAGCAGACUACAUGAAGGAAAUGCUAAUGACUCAGGCAGAUCGGUUCACUGCGGACGAGGUCAAGCAGACAUUCGCUGCGUUCCCCCCAGAUCCUGCUGGCAAUCUUGAUUAUAAGAACCUUGUUUAUGUUAUCACGCAUGGGGAAGAGAAGGACUAAGAGAGGCUGAGAAGACCCAUCAAGGGAAGGCUGGUUGCCAUCACCUCAGCUUGAUGCGCAAGCCAAUGAAGUCUGUGAUGAGAUUAAAACCAUUCAGAUUAAAGAAUCUGAAUGAGAUUAAAACCAUUGCACUAAAUGUCCUUGGGUGCUUAAAAAAAUAAAAGUGGAAGAUACCA
Molecule: messenger RNA, 710 nt
Organism: Varanus komodoensis (Komodo dragon)
Lineage: Eukaryota; Metazoa; Chordata; Lepidosauria; Squamata; Varanidae
Gene: MYL10
Product: myosin light chain 10
Exons: 7
Coding region: 34-534 (166 amino acids)
Cellular component (GO): mitochondrion; cytoplasm
Molecular function (GO): calcium ion binding
Source: RefSeq, a predicted model, not a curated record